Messenger RNA from Photinus pyralis (common eastern firefly), 3216 nucleotides. Its product is annotated as spore wall protein 2-like. The transcript has 30 exons. Lineage: Eukaryota; Metazoa; Arthropoda; Insecta; Coleoptera; Lampyridae. The record is from RefSeq and is a predicted model, not a curated record. Bases 1418 to 3184 code for a protein of 588 amino acids.
GUCGGUACCGUCAAAGGGAAUGUGGUAGCCCCCGACACGAUCUUACUGAUGGCGGAGUCAAAUCUUCAAACGCGCAUUGGAUCGUAACGGGACAUCGGAGGUGGAUACCGACAAAGGGAAUAUGGUACCUUGCUGCAUUCAUCUCGAGAUACAACUUUACGUUAAGCGUACCGUGUCCAGGACCUUAGAUACCAUCUGGACUUCUUCGGUUCGGUUCUUUUGUCCGAUGAAUUCUAGAGAAACACGGCAUUUCUUUGGCUUCAAAUGCAUUCUGUCUAAAUUUGUAGGAACUCUUUCGGCAUUUUAAUUUAUUUUACCCUAUAAAUUAUUCAAUAAACUUUAUUUCAUUUCCAAAUUCAAUAAGUGUGUAAUUUGUGUUCUAGUUUUCCGAUAGUAAGCAUGGGUACGAGUGAGUGCAACUUGGUCUUUUAUAGCGUAGGGAAUCCAGUGAUUGUUGAGUGCGAGAUAUGCGUUACUACGCUGGUGUUCCCAGUUCCAAGUUCUAAAGGAGAAAGACGUAUUUAAUGGGUCCAAAAGUGCCGCAAGAAAAGUUGUUGCGAACAUUGGUUUCUGCUAUCAAAAAGAUAAUCGAAGAAGAGGUUUAAUGGAGUUAUCCAAUAUUGCACUACAUCAAUGGUGUCAAAAACAAAUGAUUCAGAUUGCUAUGGGGAAAUAAACAUGGGCAGCUUUUUUAAGUGGUUCGGGGACCAUUUGCUACCAAAUUUAGAAGUAGGUACCAUCGCUGAUUGUUAUACACAAUGCAAGUUAUCACAGUAGUUUGCUGGAAAAUUGUUUAGAUACGUGGCAACACGUCAUUGAUGCAGUUACUGAUAUAUGAAAACGCACUGUAGAACCUUUAAUAGAAAGGGAAGCAGCUUAUGAUCAUGCAAGGUCAAGGACAAGGUCAAUGGAGACGAGUAACAUUUUUUGAUGCAAUAUAUUAGUGUAAACGUGUGCCACAUCGUAUUUGAUAAAGCAUUACUCAAAGAUAUAAUUCUACAAUGUUGUUGCGAAUUAUUGUCAGAGAAAACAACGAUUAAAAAUAGCUCGUACUGCGCUCUUCUUUAACUAGUAUAAAUUCUUACAUUGCCUACUGAUAUUAUUUACUGAUCUGUCUAUUAUCGGUUAACAGUUGCUGUAAAACUGAUCUUCCAUUCCACGUUCCCAGUUCGGCGGAAUAAGCCACAAAAAUUACACAAAUAUUUGAUCACAUCCGCGUUUAAGAAUCUUGUCAAAACAAACUGUUAUUCAGAGAAGACUAGGUGUUUGAGUUACAGUUGUAAAUUUCUUUUUCGCUUUUCGUUUCGAAAGAAAGCAAAUAGGGAUAAUGAUAAUGAUAUGCGACUAUGCCCUAGUGAUACUAUCAAGGCGACUUUAUAAAGAUAAUUGCUAACGUUUUGCAAUCUUUUACAGCGAAAUGGUUAGAAAAUUAUUGAUAAUCUGUUUUAUUGUGCUUGUUUCGAGUGUAUUCGGCCAAGAUCUGUCUUCCGAAGACGCCGCCAUUGAAGACUUUAAUGACGACGAUAUUGAAGGAUUUUAUUUGGAACGUGGAGAUGGGGGAGCAGGUAAUCAACGUCGUAAACGCGAUGCAAAUUCAGGGUCGAAGGAGUCUUCUGAAGAAAAGAAAAAAGACAAAGUAAUUUUUAUAGAUCAAAAAAGGAAAUCGGGUGAAUCCUCUGAAGAGCAAAAAUCAAAAGACGACAAGCAGAUAGUUCAUGAUUCCUCCGAACAAGGGCCAGGAAACUAUAAGGACGGAAUAAAGAAAUCGGACGGUAAAUCUCACGAUUCCUCUGAAGAAGGGUCGGGAGACUCUAAGGGAGGAAUCAAGAAACCGGGCGAUAAAUCUCACGAUUCCUCUAAAGAGCAGAAAGAAAAUCUAAAAGACGACAAAAAGAAACCAGGGGACAAAGGUGAUUCGAAUGAAAAGGAUGAUAAAAAGAACCCUGACAAGAAACGAGAUUCAAGCGAAAAAGAUAAUUCUUCUGAAAAAGCCAAAGGGGACAAAGGGGGUUCAAAGGAAAAAGAUGAUCAAAAGAAACCUGGUGACAAACGGGAUUCAAGGGAAAACAAUUCUUCGGAAGAAGGCAAAGGCAAAGACAACAAAAAAACACCGGGGGACAAAGGUAAUUCGAAAGAAAAGGAUGAUAAAAAGAAACCUGGCAACAAACGGGAUUCAAGUGAGAAAUAUAAUUCUUCUGAAGAAGCCAAAGGAGAGAAGGGUGGUUCAAAGGAAAAAGAUGAUAAAAAGAAACCCGGUGACAAACGGGAUUCAAAGGAAAACAAUUCUUCGGAAGAAGGCAAAGGCAAAGACGACAGAAAGAGACCAGGGGGCAAAGAUAAUUCAAAAGAAAAGGACGAUAAAAAGAAACCUGGUAACAAACGGGAUUCAAGUGAGAAAGAUAAUUCUUCUGAAGAAGGCAAAGGAGAGAAAGGUGGUUCAAAGGAAAAAUAUGACAAAAAGAAACCUGGUGACAAACGGGAUUCAAAGGAAAACAAUUCAUCGGAAGAACUUAAAGGCAAAGACGACAGAAAGAGACCAGGUGACAAACGGGAUUCAAAGGAAAACAAUUCUUCGGAAGAAGGCAAAGGCAAAGACGACAAAAAGACACCAGCAGACAAAGAUAAUUCGAAAGAAAAGGAUGAUAAAAAGAAACCGGGCGACAAACGGGAUUCAAGUGAGAAGGAUAAUUCUUCUGAAGAAACCAAAGGAAGCAAAGCUGAUUCGAAAGAAAAGGAUGAUAAAAAGAAACCUGGCGAUAAACGGGAUUCAAGUGAAAAGGGUAAUUCUUCUGAAGAAGACAAAGGAGGCAAAGGCGGUUUAAAAGAAAAGGAUGAUAAAAAGAAACCAGGCGAUAAACGGGAUUCAAGUGAGAAGGGUAAUUCUUCUGAAGAAAACAAAGGAGGCAAAGGUGAUUCGAAAGAGAAGGAUGAUCAAAAGAAACCUGAUGGCGAUAAACGGGAUUCAAGUGAGAAGGGUAAUUCUUCUGAAGAAGACAAAGGAAACAAAGGUGACUCGAAAGAAAAAGAUGAUAAAAAGAAACCUGGUGACAAACAGGAUUCAAGUGAGAAGGGUAAUUCUUCUGAAGAAGGCCAAGGUGAGCACAACCCUCUUUGCCUUUUUAAUUGUUUGCAACGUAAUUACGUGAUUUAUUUAAACGUUUAUUUAUAUAAAAUUAAUUAUUAGUAUUUACAAGAACUAACAUAAAACGGUUUAUA